This is a messenger RNA of Helicoverpa armigera (cotton bollworm), 3750 nucleotides long. It is a transcript of the gene Oatp26F, whose product is annotated as solute carrier organic anion transporter family member 4A1. Gene Ontology annotation, cellular component: plasma membrane. Lineage: Eukaryota; Metazoa; Arthropoda; Insecta; Lepidoptera; Noctuidae. Gene Ontology annotation, molecular function: protein binding. Gene Ontology annotation, biological process: transmembrane transport; sodium-independent organic anion transport. The coding region runs from base 308 to 2512 and encodes 734 amino acids. The record is from RefSeq and is a predicted model, not a curated record. The transcript is spliced from 14 exons.
CUGGGGAAGUGAACGAUCCUAAGGUUGGCAACACAGCGAAACGUGCGCGCGCAGUCUGCCGUACGCCAGGUGAGCGUGCGCACGUCACAAACGCUUCCAAAUUCAAAAAUUCGCAUUCCGAAUCCCGCGCACGAUAACUUUUACUUUCUUUUUUUUAAUAUUACGUCACAGUCGUGUUACGUUUAGUAAUCGCCGGUAGUUCUGACGCAAGAGUGCUUUCAGUGCAAGUGAAGUGUUCCUUUUUUAAAAUUGUGAGUUCUAAAAUGGGAUUGUGACUGGCUGGAGAGCGAAUAAUACUUACCCUACGAUGUCGUCGGAGGCGGGGGGGUGCGUGAACAAGGCGUUCGAGGGCGCCGACGAUGGCUUCCACACGAUAGACCUGCGCACUGGCAGGCGGGAAGACGACCCUCGGGCGACACCACAGGCGUCAACAGAAGCAGAAGCGACCUCCCCGAAGAGUUCAGGUCAAGAUGAGGAGCACUCCCUCAAGUGUGGCUGGGGCAUGUUCCGACCCUCGUGGCUGCAGAGGUUUAGGACAGCUAAAUGGGCGCUGUUCUGGUUAUGCUGGGCUGGUGCUAUACAGGGUAUGGUGGUGAACGGGUUCGUGAACGUGGUCAUCACCACGAUAGAGAAGAGAUUCGGCCUGAGGUCCAUGCAGACUGGUGUCAUAGCUGGAGGAUAUGACAUGGCAUCAUUCGCGUGCCUAGCGCCAGUGACGUACCUAGGUGGUCGGACGGGCUCCUCCAAGCCGCGGUGGUUGGGCCUCGGGGUGCUUCUCAUGGGCACCGGGUCCCUGCUGUUCGCGUUGCCACACUUCCUAGUCCCGAAUUACAAAAUAGCGGGAAAUGAGGCUGCCGACUUGUGCACGCCUAAUCGAACGGCGACAUCAUCCUGCGACGGCAACGUACCUUCAGAAGGUGGCGCGUGGGCAGUCGCGGUGUUUGUGUUCGCGCAACUACUGCACGGCGCCGGCGCAACGCCACUGUUCACGCUGGGCGUUACGUAUAUAGACGAGAAUGUUUCCAAGAAGAUGUCGUCGGUUUAUCUGGGUGUGUAUUACACAAUGGCGGUGGUGGGCCCAGCCAUGGGCUACGUGAUCGGAGGUCAAAUGCUCACCAUAUACACAGACUUUCUCAGUGUUGACUCUGAAACGUUAGGCGUAACCCCCGUGAGCUCAGUGUGGAUCGGCGCGUGGUGGGUGGGGUUCAUCCUGUCGGCGGUGCUGUGCCUCAUCGUGGCCAUACCGCUGAUGGCAUUCCCGCAUGAGUUGCCUGGUGCAGCUGAAAUCCGAGCAUCGAAAGUAUCAGAAGCGCACGAAGGUGCCGCUUCCAAGUCCGCAGCUUUCAGCGCUUUACACGAGCUGCCUCAAGCGGCUGCGGCUCUGCUGCGGAACCCCACGUUCCUGUUCCUGAACUUAGCAGGAGCCAGUGAGGGCAUGCUCAUAUCGGGGUUCGCUGCCUUCCUGCCGAAGCUCAUUGAGAACCAGUUUGCUGUUAAUGCUUCGGAAGCAGCCUUGCUUUUGGGUGUGAUCACAGUGCCAGCAGGCGGUGGGGGCACGUUCCUGGGCGGGUGGCUGGUGAAGCGCUGGCGUCUCGCGUGCGGCGGCAUCAUCAAGCUCUGCGUGGCUGCCACUCUGGUCGCCGCAGCCUUCACCUUCUGCUUUGUGCUGUCUUGUGAUGAUUAUCCCUUUGCUGGUGUCACUGUUAUGUAUAACAGUCCUUCUGUGCCGGGUGGCGAUCCCCUAACAGCGCUCUGCAACACGGAUUGUUCAUGUGCCGCGGCAGCAUACUCGCCGGUGUGCGGCGCGGACGGCGCGGUGUACUACUCCGCGUGCCACGCCGGCUGCGCGCGCGUCACGCUGGCUGGCUCGGCGCAGCUCUACCACCAGUGCUCCUGUAUCGUGGCGAGGGAUAAUGUCACGCUGCCGAGAUAUGAGGUUGAUGGAGUGUCAAACUCAUCGAUCUCGUACGAGGCUAUCAACAGUAUCUGCGCGACGGACUGUCCGUUCUUGUGGCUGUUUGUGUGCCUCUCCUUCGGCGUCAUGCUGUUCACGUUCCUGGCUACCAUGCCUGCGCUGUCAGCUACAUUGAGAUGUGUUCGCGAAGACCAGCGUUCAUUCGCGCUCGGUAUCCAGUGGAUCAAGGUUCGGCUGCUGGGAACCAUCCCGGCUCCGCUACUGUUCGGCUUCCUCAUCGACCUGUCGUGUUCGCUGUGGUCCACCUCGUGUGACAAGACUGGCGCUUGCUUGCAGUAUGAUAACUAUAAUAUGAGCAGAUACAUGCUUGGUAUAGCACUGGUAGGCAAGCUAUGUUCCCUCCUAUUCUUCUUCCUAGCCUGGUGGUUCUACCGUCCUCCAGGCAGCAAGAACGGGAAUGCCGUAGUUCCUUCAGUGGACCUCGUGGUUUGCGCCGAAAAGACCAACGGCAAUGUCACCAGUGUAGCCAACGGCACCGUGGAACGAGGCACUAAUGGUUACUGUAAUGCGGCUUUGGAGUGUAGCGACCAUUUGUAAGGAAGUUAAUGAAAGGAUUUCUAUUUGACAAUGUUAAAAAAAGUUCCCAAGAGAUAGAUGGCGUUGUACCUACGAGUAACGUACCAAGAUCAGCGCCAUCUAGGCAUCAGCUAGGAAAAAAAUAAACAGAAAAUCCCUUAUUAAUAUUUUAUUAUACCUACUGGUAGAAAUGAUUGAAUGAAAUUAGUCGUAAAUGACCAUUUUAUAAGGUGUUUUCGAUAUUGUAAGUCAAUGGCUCACGAAGACGGGUUUAGUGGUAGUCGUAUGUAACAAAUAGCGAGGCCAAUAAUCAUAGUUCGUGGGAACAUUCUCGAAUUUUGUGUAUUGAUGAUUAAUAACCGUGACUUUGUAAAUAUUGUGGAACCAAUACUAGUAGCUACUUACAGUAAUAAGAAUAGGGUUAUGAACAAUUUUUAGAAGGAAAUUGUAUCAUAACUAUUUGAAGUCGAAAAUAUGUAUUUAACUAUACAGGCGGGCUAUAUGCCUGUAGCUAAGUAUUUUUUAAUAUAUGAAACAUUUUUGGUGUUUAACUGAUUUUAGUAGUCGCUGGCACCUAAAAAUGCACAAUUUAGUUAUACGCCUAAUUUUCGAGUUGUGUACAUUAUAAAAUUACUGAAUUAUACAUUCCAAAAUAAUAAUAACAUGAAUAGUUCUGUUGUAAAAUAUCUGUGAUGUAAUAGUAUGUAGAUAAUUGUAAGAAUGACGCCGAUGUAAGCUCCUAUACUAAGAUUUUUAGUGUGUGUAGAUUUGUGCACCUAAGUAUCAAACGGGGUGCGUAGAUUUUUUCAAAGGUGCAACUAAGAAUAUUUUGGCGGAUGUAGAAUUUGAGUUAAUUUUUAAAUUAUUUAUCAAUGCUACUUGUAAGUACAUACCUAUUUUAUUUUUAAAGUUGUUAUUUUCCUGUUCUCGUUAUUUUUUACUUGGUAUUUUUGUAAAAACUACGCACCCCAAUCUAGGCCGUAUGUAUAAUUAAGUAGAGUACAAUUUGGGAAGGCACAAUUUUGGAUAUUAUUUUAACUUUUUGAACACCAUCAAGAUAAAGGUUAGGGUACACUUGUACAUAGUUUCUAACUUAUUUGUUGUUAAAGCAAAAACAAUAGUUGUUAAAAUUGUAUUUUGGUUGAAGACUGAUUGUUUACUAGUAAUUAAUAAAAUAUAAUAAAUAGUUUAUAUUAAGAAUAGGUCUGUAUAAAAUAAUUUUGGAUGUGACUGUACUUUUACUGAAUUAAAGGAUGAUG